AAGUACUGGAGACCUUUCGCCCGCACAACUGCUAAAGCUCCAGAGACAGGAGCGUGUGCGGCGGCAGCAGCGACAGCAGGAGCCGCCACCUCUGGGGCCACCGCGGCUGAGGCGCGGGUGGGGUCGAGGGGCGGGAGUGGCCGGCGCAGGCGGCAGGGGUCUGGGAAGGUCUAAGUCGCUCGCCGCUGCCGGGAGCGUCUUCGCGGCUCCUGGAAGUGUUGCCGCCUCGCAGUUCCUCCAUCGCCGCGCUCCUAGAAGGGGCGGCCGCCUCCAGGUGACACAGACGGGACUCCCGCUUGCGCUUUCCAGAUGCAUCAGAGAUACUUUUGGACUGACCAGGGCCAAGUGGCAUUCGGCGGGCAUUUCAUGGCGGAAGGCGAAGGGUACUUCGCCAUGGCCGAGGACGAGCUGGCUGGCGGUCCCUACAUCCCCCUUGGCGGCGACUUCAGCGGCGGCGACUUCAGCGGCGGCGACUUCGGCGGCGGUGGCGGCGGCUUCGGCGGCGGGCACUGCUUGGACUAUUGCGAAAGCCCCACGGCGCACUGCAACGUGCUGAACUGGGAGCAAGUGCAGCGGCUGGACGGCAUCCUGAGCGAGACCAUCCCGAUCCACGGGCGCGGCAACUUCCCCACGCUCGAGUUGCAGCCCAGCCUGAUCGUGAAGGUGGUGCGGCGGCGUCUGACCGAGAAGCGCAUUGGCGUCCGCGACGUGCGCCUCAACGGCUCAGCCGCCAGCCACGUCCUGCACCAGGACAGCGGCUUGGGCUACAAGGACCUGGACCUAAUCUUCUGCGCCGACCUGCGUGGGGAAGAGGAGUUUCAGACUGUGAAGGACGUCGUGCUGGACUGCCUGUUGGACUUCUUACCCGAAGGGGUGAACAAGGAGAAGAUCACACCACUCACGCUCAAGGAAGCUUAUGUGCAGAAAAUGGUUAAAGUGUGCAAUGACUCUGACCGAUGGAGUCUUAUAUCUCUGUCAAACAACAGUGGCAAAAAUGUGGAACUGAAAUUUGUGGAUUCCCUCCGGAGGCAGUUUGAAUUUAGUGUAGAUUCCUUUCAAAUCAAAUUAGACUCUCUUCUCCUCUUUUAUGAAUGUUCAGAGAACCCGAUGACUGAAACCUUUCACCCCACGAUCAUCGGGGAGAGCGUCUACGGGGAUUUCCACGAAGCCUUCGAUCACCUUUGUAAUAAGAUCAUUGCCACCAGGAACCCAGAGGAAAUCAGAGGGGGAGGCCUGCUUAAGUACUGCAACCUCUUAGUCAGGGGCUUUAGGCCCGCCUCUGAUGAGAUCAAGACGCUUCAGAGGUAUAUGUGUUCUAGGUUUUUCAUCGACUUCUCAGAUAUCGGAGAGCAGCAGAGAAAACUGGAGUCCUAUUUGCAGAACCACUUCGUGGGCCUGGAAGACCGCAAGUAUGACUAUCUCAUGACCCUUCAUGGAGUGGUGAAUGAGAGUACAGUGUGCCUGAUGGGACAUGAAAGAAGACAGACUUUAAACCUGAUCACAAUGCUGGCUAUCCGGGUGCUAGCUGACCAAAAUGUCAUCCCUAACGUGGCUAAUGUCACUUGCUAUUAUCAGCCGGCCCCCUACGUAGCAGAUGCCAACUUUAGCAAUUACUACAUUGCACAGGUCCAGCCAGUAUUUACAUGCCAGCAACAGACAUACUCCACUUGGCUACCCUGCAAUUAAGAAUCAUUUAAAAAUGUCCUGUGGGGAAGCCAAUUCAGACAAGAUGGGGGAAAAAAAAAAAAGAAAGAAAGAAAAGAUAUGCAAAAGCCUGAGUGGGAUAUGGCUUGUGCAAUGAUGAUCUGCUCCUGGUUUUAAACUUGGCAAAGCUCGUGGAUCUUUUCAGAGAUACGGGAGCCUGAUCUCAAAAUGCACCACCCCCAACCCCAGCCCUUCCACCUGAUUCUCCUGUCCAAUUGGAUUCUAUCUUGAAACAAAAGAGACCUGUCAAUAAAAGCAACCAGGUUCUCCUAAAAUGACAAGGGGGGGAAAAAAGCUUGAUGACAAUAUGGGUUUGCAGUACUUGCUCCCAUAGCUUUGCCAUUGGAAAAAAAGACAAGUGGAGAGUUUCUUAUAAGAUGAAAUUUACAAAAGGGAAAAUACAGAGGGAAAAAGGUCUCACUCCAACUUGAUCAAUUCUGGAGUUCAGAUAGUAGAGAAGAAGGGGAGUCCAACACUGGGGUUACUAUCUGAGGCUUGUAGUGAGUGCUUUCUGUGGAACUCUCCUGUUCCACUAAUAGAAAUGGCUUGCCCCGAAUGAACAGUAGUAGGUUGGUGCAGUUCUCAUAACAAAUAGCAGAACUUAGAUGACACAAUCCAUUAUUUCCAGCUGCGUGCAUAGCUCGCAUUUUUUGAAUGUGAAAAUGCAAGCAAAAACAGCUGUAGCAAAGGAAGUAUGCUCAAGGACCAAAGAUUUAACAGAUAAAAAUACCCAAGUAGAAGAGAGAGUAGAAUAUCUAGAGUUACUAUAUUUGUUACACACCAAUGUACAUCCAAGUGCCUGUUGCCUUCUGAAAAUUUGAAGUGGAAAAAUUUUAUGGUUUAAUGACUAUUUUAUUUUAUCAGGGACUCAAGAAGAAAAUAAAACAACACAUAAGCUUGUGAAUGAUGGAGGAGAUGCCCUAUAUUUUUCUUGGCAAAUACUUGUACGACGUUAACAUUGUUGGUGUGAUAUUAUUAUAGGUACCUGUGUAUGUGUGUGUAUAUUAUGUGUGUAUAUGUACACGUAUUUGUGAUACGUGUGUAUAUACAUAAUACCUUGACUAUGGUCUAGAAUAAUGUAGCAAAUAGGGAACGUUUCAAUACUGUGUGCUUUUAUGUUUUCAGCAGGAUGACAUGAGACGUGGGCAUGUUACAGUGAUGAAUUAAAACCCACAUCUAAAAAAAUUAAAGUGAGUGAAAGAAGAAAACAAUUAAUAUAUUUGAUAGGAAGAGCAGAGAUUAUGCAUUUUUAGUGAUUUUUUUCCUUUUUUUGUGAGCCAUAGAAUGCCAUAGAUGGGAGAAUACUUGUUUGGCGGAGCACUCUUUUUUUUAUACUGAACUGCCAUUUUGACAGUUUGAACCCUUUUAGUUUUUGUAAUACUUGGAUACCUCCAUGGUGUAUAAUCCAGCGGCUCAUGGAUCAGUGAUAGUCUCUUUAAACCCCUGACUCCUAAAAAGAAUUCCUAGUGAUAUGAACACUACUUAUUAAUAUUUAAAUGAAUUUUUAAAUGAAUGCAUUCUGCAUUCCAGGACCACUAGAAUUUAGUAAAUGUGAAAUGACCCUUUUUAAAGAGUAUUUGCACAAUUGCUUAAAAUUUAUAUAUAAAAUAUAUAUUAUAUGUAAAAUUUUAUAAAUUCACACCAAUAUGAAACAUCUUUGAUCUGGUUGUCACAGUGCAUUUAAAUAUUGAGUACUGUACUUUCAAUUCAGUCACUUGCAUUGGAUCAGAUCCAACUUUAUUUUCUGUUUCCCAGGAGACCAGCUGCACCUUUGUGAAAUGAACGGACAUUACUGUUUCAGUUCGGUGACAGCUAAUCCUAAACCCCAGCCCUUCUGGCCCCUAAUUCCUCUGGACACUGGUCUCUGAAAAUACAUUUGUUAUAAACAAAACUAACCCAUGGUAACCUUCCCUUUGUAUUGUGAAAUAAUCACAUAAUCCUUACCAACUCUAGUGGGUGACUGCUUACUAUAAUAAUUCCCCUGAAGAGUCAGCCAGACUCUUGUCAUCAGUUAAAGAGGGAUUGGGACAGAAAAGAGCGCCCUCCUAUUAGCAGUGUAAUUUGUUUGUUAUCUGGGCAUCCCACAGGUGCUCAGUGCUAGUUUAAUCCAUGUGAACUACCUUUCUCGCACAUCUUUCUUGGAAGCCUUAACAGGAACUUGAUGGAUUUGCUGGAGCAGCGUCCCUGUGAAUUCUGUCAGAGCUGUAACAGCUCCUGCACUGCCACUCACUGUUUCCUGGGGAAGUCUCCCAUGUUGGCUCAGACUCCUCACCCCAGCCCUGGGUUUGAAAAAUUAAUCGCGAAUGCCCAGGCAAUAUUCCCUUUGUAGAUCAAGCCUGAUACUUAACUGUCAGAAACCGGGGCUCUGCCUACUUAACAUGUUUGGAAGUUUUCUAAAAGCAAGCUGAGGGAACACCGCUUGAGAACAGAGGAGGAGUGGAUGGGGAUCUGCCUUCUUCCUUCUCAUCCUCACUCUUGACCAGUGAGGCGUCCACUAUUUUAGAAAGAAUCCAGAGAUCUUGGGCUCUGCCAUAGCAACAACCUGCUGUUAUGACACAGAUUUUUGUUUGGAGGGGCCUUAUCUGAAAAUAGACUUUGUCACUUGUUUUCUCAGAUAUUUAUGUUCUUUUCUUUCUUACUCCGGGUUGGUAGCACAGUUGGAAGUGCCAGCACCUGGCAUUCAGAUAGAACAGGCUUUAUGCAAGACAACCUUCAGUAUAUACUUUCAGAUUUAUAUAAUUUAUUUCCCUUUUAUAUGUACUAUAGUCUUGUGCAUAUGUAGUUGAAAAGACAGUGGUAUAUUUGUCUCUCUUUGUGGAUGUGUGGCCUAAACAUUUGAAUGUCUGGUGAGAGAGAGCCAUGUGUCAUAGGUCAGAGGAAAGAACAGCUCUCAACUCCUGUUUCAUGCCUGUGAUUUGCUUACCUUUGAGUUUAUCUGGCCGAGUGCGCUGUUACUUUAAAGCAGGAAGACAUUUCAUCUUCCAGGAGGCUCUUCUCACCUCUUCAAUCUGGCAUGUCAGAGAACGCUUUGCUUCACCAGUGACCAUGCCCUUUUAACAAGUUUACUUCAUUUGCAGUAAAAUCUAGUUGCCUCAAGAUGUCCUUCAUCAAGACAGACAUAGCCCUCCCAAAAAUGGGAUCAGGUCCCUGCUCACCUUGGUAUUGGGUGGAGUGUUUUCACUUGACUCCCACAAAUGCAAGGAUGGAAGAAUGUCUGUAAGCCAAGCCACAGAGGAAACGCAAAGAAAAGUGAACAUACUGUUUUUGCCACCCCUUUCUGUUUGCUUUGGUUAGCUUGUUGUGCAUAAAGUUUUCAGUGCAAUGCUUGUCAAAUAAAUAUUGUGAACUAUUUUGUAAAUGAAAUGUAUUAUGUUGAAAGCUGUCAGCAGUUCAAAAAUAAGCUUUUCUGUUGUUUGAUGACACAGUGUGUUAGAUGAAAGCAAAAAGCCAAAAAAGGUAAUUUCAUAUAUAGCACCUAUUUGAAUAUAAUCUUUCUUUAUGAUCUCUCAUAGCAUAGCCUUUUCAGUGCUAAGGAAAAAAUCUCUGUAAUAUUUUGUUGUGAUAACGGCUUGCUAACGAAGUACAUGGUCAAAGUACAGAGUUGGAAGAUGUCAGGUAACUUGGCGAGACUUGCUGCAAAUCCUUGCAGAGUGGAGGGGCUCUGCCCGCCGGCUGUCUCCGACCUCUCUACAACCAUUGUCUGCUCUGAGAUGUCCUACUGCAGCCAGCUGCACUUGGGGUCACUCUUCUGGGAUAUUUUCACUUCAGACUGUGUCACAGGCAGAAAAGGAGUUGAUGGAGGAUGGACUCUUAAAAAACUGACAUAUUUGAAUCAGUGCUAGAGGGAACAGAUUGUGAAUUUUGUUUACAGCAUCCAAUAUUUGGAUUUUUUUUUUUUUUGUAAAUAAAAAGAAGUUAUUUUUUUCUAUUG
Phacochoerus africanus (Common warthog) is the source of this 5635-nucleotide messenger RNA. RefSeq names its product terminal nucleotidyltransferase 5A (gene TENT5A). Bases 310 to 1686 code for a protein of 458 amino acids. Gene Ontology annotation, molecular function: RNA binding; poly(A) RNA polymerase activity. NCBI's taxonomy places the organism in Eukaryota, Metazoa, Chordata, Mammalia, Artiodactyla, Suidae. Gene Ontology annotation, biological process: mRNA stabilization. The transcript has 3 exons. The record is from RefSeq and is a predicted model, not a curated record.